CCUACCCUCGGCGCUUCCACCUCUGCUGGUUUGCAGGGCAUAAAUAGCUGGGACCCGCUGGCCAUUUUCAUCAGUCCUUUUCGUCUGUCAUCGGUGACUUGUGCGUGGACAUUUUCCGGCUCGUGUACGCCAGAUACUUCAAGUGCCAGUGGAACGCGAUUUUCUAAACUCGGAGACUUCAACGCCUUGGAGAUGCUGAGAGGUGAGGAGAGUCAGCGGAUCAUCGCCUGAAUCCCAGACCUGGUGCAGGAUGCGGAAAAAUUCAUAUUGGAAGCUGUGUCCACGAUGGAUCCCGACGCGGGCUCUCAUCGCCUUGAUGUGCUUCACCAACACAUGGACGAGCUACAUGUGUCGGUUGCAAAUGCCCAUUUUGGCAGUGCCCAUGAUAAACAUAACUGGCAGUAGCGACGUAUCGGGAGCGUGCACUUCUGACACUGAAAAGCUGUUGAAAUCCGCGAAUGGAUCGGGAAACGCGCAUCACGGUCAAAAACGCUCAGUCUGGCUCAAUCCGGAGAGCUACACGGACGAUUGGCUGAUAGAGGACUACAGUCAUGCCGUCUACCGGCGCGCGGUGGAGGAAAACGGAACCACCAUCCAGGACGGGACCACGGAGAGUCUCGCCGACGAAACUCGUGGUUCCCGAUCCCGAAGAGGGAUUCGCCUAUUUUCUGGAGAGCCUUUUGACUGGUCUCCGACAAUUCGAGGACAGUUGUUGGCCGCGUACAGCUAUGGCAACGUGCCUGGUAAUUUCAUAGGAGGAGUUAUCGCCUUAAAGUUCGGGCCUCGCUCAUCGGUGUUCUGGACGGCGCUGGUGGCUGCUGUGAUCUCGCUUUUCAGCCCUUUGAUCGCACAGAUCCACUGGGGCGCCCUCCUGUUCACAAGGGUGAUCGUCGGCUUCACAGGGGGUAUAACUUUUCCCGCUUGUCACACCCUGGUCGCCAAAUGGGCGCCGCCAGAGGAAAGAGGCAGAUUCAUCUGGUCGCUCUUAGGCGGGACAUUUGGCACGAUUUUUACCUACCCCAUGGUCGCCGGCAUAGCGGAGUCCAUUAACUGGGAGAUGGGUUGGUACCUGCCCUCCAUCUUGAUGCUCAUUUGGAUAGUCUUCUGGAUGCUGCUCGCCUACGACUCCCCGGAGGAACACCCUGGCAUUACCGACGAGGAGAAACAGUACAUUCUAUCAUCGCAAGCUGGAAUCGUUAAGUGGAAGAAGCCGAGCUUGAAGGAGACUCCGAUACUGAAGAUCUGCACCUCGAUACCGUUCAUCAGUCUCGUGAUCUGCCACUUUGGAAACCUGUUCCUCCUCAUGUUCUAUCAGUACUCGAUGAUGUUGUACUUGACGAAAGCUCUGGGCUUCCAACUUACCAAAGGUGGAUUCCUGGCUUCCCUGCCGUGGUUCGCCAGGAUCCUGUUCGGCUUCUUCUUCAGCUGGGCUGGGGACAGGAUUAAGAAAAAACAGCUGAUGUCCAUCGCUAUGCUGCGGAAAGGCGCCGCGAUAUUCUCUCACCUGAUACCUGGGGUAUGCCUGAUAAUUGUGGGAUAUCUAGGAUGCUCGUUCAUUGGAGCAAACGUCUUCUUGUUCCUGGCGCUGGGGUUCAACGGGGCUGCCGCCAUCGGCAACUUGGCGAACAAUCAGGACCUUGCACCGAAUUACGCAGGAUUCCUCUAUGGGAUCAUGAACACCAUCGGGUGUUUCGCCGGAAUAAUUAUUCCCCCUAUGGUCGAAGCCAUAGCCGGGCAAUACGGAAAUCCCAUCGAGAAGUGGCAGAUUGUGUUUUGGAUAGGUGCCUGCGUAACCAUUGCCACCAUGGUCAUUUUCUUCAUCGGUGGUAGUGGAAAGGUGCAACCAUGGAACGACACCUAUGCACCAGAUACUGUUGCUGCCGAAGGAGCUGAAGCUGAAGGCGCGAACGCAGAAUCUGAAAAAGCUCAAGAAACGGAAACAGCUUAGAAUGUAUCGAUGACUGACGUAUUUUAAACAACUAUUUUUAGCGACAUUUCAUUUGCAAAACGGAACGAAGCAUAUUGGCUUUGGGAACGAAAAACCUCAACAAAACGAGGUGCUCGUUCGGUUAACAAAGGCAACGAAAUCAUUUCGACAAAUUGUAGUCAACAAGGAUGACAUUCCUUUAUCGUAUAAUAAAUUUUAUAGAAAAUUA
Messenger RNA from Orussus abietinus, 2156 nucleotides. Its product is annotated as sialin. Gene Ontology annotation, biological process: monoatomic anion transport; transmembrane transport. Gene Ontology annotation, molecular function: transmembrane transporter activity. The record is from RefSeq and is a predicted model, not a curated record. Bases 251 to 1948 code for a protein of 565 amino acids. The transcript is spliced from 7 exons. NCBI's taxonomy places the organism in Eukaryota, Metazoa, Arthropoda, Insecta, Hymenoptera, Orussidae. Gene Ontology annotation, cellular component: plasma membrane.